Penicillium cinerascens is the source of this 777-nucleotide messenger RNA. RefSeq lists its product as uncharacterized. The record is from RefSeq and is a predicted model, not a curated record. Lineage: Eukaryota; Fungi; Ascomycota; Eurotiomycetes; Eurotiales; Aspergillaceae. The transcript has 2 exons. Bases 1 to 777 code for a protein of 258 amino acids.
AUGCAGCCGUCAACCGGGAUCCAUUGCGUCAUCCCUCAAGCCAACCGCGCCCUCAUCACACGCUUUUCACGCCCAACCACCUACGUAUCCAUUACACGACCGCAGUCUCAGUCCCCACCUCGUCGUCAACUCUCAUAUACCACCACACCGUCGCUCAGAGAGCUGGUAUCCGCGAAGAAAACCACCCACUUCCCCGCAACACCAAGCUACCAACCAGCUACACCAGCCCAGUCUCGCACGUCCUUCUCUACAACCUCCCUCACAAUGUCCGACGACGCCUACUCGUCCUUCUUGGACAAAGCCAACUCAGACCUCAACGCCGGCCGCAGCCAGCAAGGGAGCGGCACCGCCCGGACCGAGACCGUGGAUACCAACGUGAAAGUCCCCGCGCCGCUGCAGUCCGUCGACGCAUACUACAUUUCUGACACAGACGAGCCCUUCGAGCCUGUCGCAUUCAAAUGGGAGGGAGCUAGCAAGGGUACUUGGCCCAGUGCCGAUCAGCUUUCGUCCUUGAUAUCCCCCUCGGCUGACCUGUCCGGAGCCAUCGAAACCCUUUCCGCGUCCUCCUUCGAUCCUAAAGACCAGUAUACGUCUGUCUUGCAUGCUGUGCGUGCUGCUGCUGCUGUCGAGGGUGAUUCAAGUGCAGACAAAUCAGCCGUGGAUAUCAAAGUGUACCGCGUGGAGCUGAGCAGCACGAAAAUUGAGUACUGGAUCCUGGCACUCGAGCCGUCGGAGGGUAGAUUGGUUGGACUUCGGGCCAAGGCCGUUGAGUCCUAG